AAACACGCUCUUUGACAUGCAAUAAAUCUUCAAACAUUUAUGUGAUCAACAUGAAUCUGCUGAUUCUGAAUCCUGAGAAAAGCAGCGUUCCAUAUCGUAUAUCGAAUAGCUGGUUCUCUGUGACAGAAUUAGCUGAUUUACGUUGAUUACACAAAUUGUGGCACAUCCACACAAGGUUGAAAUUCUGUGUUUCAGAAUUUACUGGAAUUAAGUAAAUUGGGUAAAACAACUAAAAGAUAAACACUGAUGGCAAAGUUCUGGUGUAAAAAGGUUUAACACAAACCCCUACUAUCACUCUGCAUGUUUUAUGAUCUUUAAAAGUUUAACUUCUGGCUUCGUUUAGUCCAUAAAUCACUAUUUGAGGCAUGUAGUUAGUCACAGUGUUGUGUUUUAACAGCCGUUCUCCCCCUGUCCUCUGUGUAGCCGUCCUCGAUGCAGUCACGUUUUAACGUGCAUUGAUAUAGGCGCCGUGGGCCUGAACGAGGGGCUUGUUUGGCCGAACACUCUCUCUCGCAUGUCAUCUGCUUUUACUGGAGUCGGUGGACACUCAUGCCAGAGGAGAAUCCACGGGCAUAAAGACUUUUUUUGUCAUCACUGAGCUGGCUCAUCCGCCGCUGUGACUCUUCAGCGUGCAAUCUGGAGCAUGGCACCGAUCACUUUCAGGCCUGCCAAACAGUUGCAAUGCAUGAGCAGAGGAAUCCUUUCUAAGUGCCAAGAAGCUUGAAGACGUCUUUUUAAAAUGAUGAAGAGGACAAUGAGGCCAGAACAGAGUGUUGUUUGAUUUGAUUACAGAUAAAUAAUAAUAAAAAACCUUUAUUUCUGUAAAGUUAACACUAUUUAGUGAAAAAGUUUCAAAAAGUUGGCAGCCUUUUGUUUUUGUUUUUUUUGCUGUUUUUUGCUAGCAAGCAUUUGUUCAGUGAAUGAAUGCCUGAAAGCCUACACAGGUCAGGAAUCUGUCGGCAGCUGUCAGAUGUCUUUUGUCUGAAGCUAGAACAACUUCCCCUGAGUCUGUUUCUUGGAAACAAAUAUGCCUCCACCUCUUACAGGAUUUGAAGUUUUUCAUGACUUUUUUUUCCCCUUUCUCCCCCAAACUAUAUUAAAUAAUUAUUGACUUAGAUAUGUUACACGUGAUCAUUUUUUAAAUGCUUAAAGGAAAGCAAAAAUCUGGAGGAUCUCAGUCUACGUCCGGACGUCACAUAACUUGAGAUAUGUCAUGUAAAAUUCAUGUGACAGAAACAAACAUUGCUUUCUUACUCUGCUCCCAAGAUCUCUGCUGCCCACAUUUUGAUGUCAUCAAACCACUAACAAUGCAAACAGCACAAAACUGAGGCUGUUUCCAGCUUUUCUUUCAGACCCUUCAUUAAACACAAUCACACACUAACGUAGAGGGUCAGACAGAACGUAAACAACAAUAUAAAAUCCUCCCCGAGUUGUCAGCUUGGUGUUUUCAGACAGUCCUAUAAAUGUAGUUUAUGAGGCUGUAUUUGAUGAUCAGAGUUACGAGAGCCUGCCUGGUCAGAGCUGUAAAGUGGGUGAGGUGUAGGUGGUGAAUGGGGCUCAUUCAUUAUUCAUGAGGCGGUCGGGCGCAGUGUGAGUGGCAGUGACAGCUAGAAACUCAAUUACUGAUUUGUAUCAAGUCGUCUGGGGUUCCUGACCUGAUAUUUAAAGGACUGAAGCAUUAAUUGGCAUUCUGCACAAACAAAACUGAUUUCCUGGGAACAAUAAUUGGAUUAUUGAUGCAUUGGGCAGAGAUAGAGUCAGAAAAAGACUUGAUUUAUCUGUGCAUGACCAAGGUUAUUAUUUUUUAUUUAAUUUGAUCAGAGUAUCACUGAUGACCCAAACUCUUAAAUGACCUGUAAAGAUGAGGAGGCUGGUUGGACCAGGGCUGCUGUUGCUUCUGUGGCACAGUGUUUGGUCUCUGGAUAUUCCACUUGACGUCAGACAACCCCCAACGAUUAUAAAGCAAUCCCUAAAGGACCAUAUUGUGGACCCCAAAGAAACAAUGGUCAUAGAGUGUGAAGCUAUAGGCAACCCGCAUCCUACUUUCUCAUGGAGGCGUAAUGGAAAAUAUUUCAAUGUGGCGCGUGACUCCCAGGUGUCGAUGCGCAGGCGCGCAGGAACUUUGGAGAUCUAUGCCCGGAAUAAUCCAGAAAAGUAUGAAGCAGAGUACCAGUGCAUUGCUUCCAAUCAGUACGGAUCUGCGUACACCCACAAGAUCAGUCUACAAAUGUAUAGACCUCCAGUUUGGCCACGGGAGAUCCUGGAGCCUGUAGUCAUCAGUGCGGGCUUGCCGCUGGUUCUGCCCUGUGACCCCCCAGCAGGACCACCUAAACCUGAAACCUACUGGAUGUCUAGCUGUUCAUAUGCAAGGCCGUUCAACUGGCCCAUCCAGACGGCUUUCCCCACCAUGCAGCCUGUGCGGCAGGACCGCAGGGUUUCCAUGGGAAUCAAUGGAGAUCUGUAUUUCUCCAAUGUGUUGUUUAAUGACUCUGCUGUUGAUUACUGCUGUAAUGCUCGCUUCCCUCACAAGAAUGCAAUUCAGCAGAAGAUGCCUGUGGUUGUUAAGGUGCUUUCAACCCACUCUACUGCUGAGGCUGCCCCCACCUGGUUGUCUCCCAGGGGCUCGUCCAGCUCCAAACUGGUCCUCCAAGGGGAGGAGCUGCUCCUGGAGUGUAUAGCUGCGGGAGUGCCAACUCCUCAUAUUGCCUGGACCAAGGAUGGGGAGAACCUUCCAGUGACACAUCGUAUUAAAAUAAAGAAUUUCAACAAAAUGAUUCAAAUCCCAAAGGCGGAAUUUGAAGAUGCAGGAGAAUACACCUGCUCUGCAACUAACAAGAUAGGUUACAUUGAACAAACAAUAUCUGUCAUAGUUAAAGCGGCUCCUUUCUGGGUGGAAAAACCUACAAAUUUAAUUCUGGCGCCUGAGGAAACCGGGCGGUUGGUGUGCCGUUCUGACGGGGUUCCUCGUCCCACCAUCAGCUGGUUCAUGAAUGGGGACCCGAUUGAAGAUGCACUCCCACAGUCCAACAGACUGGUGGCCGGGGAUACUAUAACUUUGCGCAGUGUGACCACAGAAAAUACUGGUGUCUACCAGUGCAACGCCUCCAAUCAGUACGGGUACCUACUGGCCAAUGCAUUUGUCAAUGUACUGCAUUCUACCCCUCGUAUCAUUGGUCCUAAGAACGAAGUUGUCAAAGUGAUAGAAGGAAGUCGAGCGUUUUUAGACUGUCGCUUCUUUGGUUCUCCUGUUCCUGACCUGCGAUGGUCAAAAUAUGGACAAGGCAAUCUUGAGGGGACUCGAUUCAAGACCCACAGUAAUGGAACUCUUGAAGUCAAGCGGAUACAACUAGAAGAUGAGGGAACUUACGUGUGCGUCAUCAGCAACAUUGCAGGACGAGACGAAAACCAAGUCAAAGUGGAAGUCAAAGAGCCUAUAGUAAUUGUCACCAAACCACAAAGUAUGAAGGUCAUUCGAGGAACGGAUGUCCGCCUCGAGUGUGCUGUUAAAGCAGAUGCCACCACUCCAUUCACAACAACAUGGAUAAAAAACAAAAAGCAAAUCUCUUUCGGCUGGAGAGUCUCUCUGGAUGAAUCAAAUCUAGUCAUUACUGAUGUGAACAGAGGAGAUGAGGGCAACUACACCUGUGUCUUUAAGAAUGAGCUGGACCAGAAGUCUGCCUCUGCACACCUGCUAGUGAUGGACCGUCCAAAUCCUCCAACUGACCUUGAGUUGUCUGAUCCAUUUGAACGCAGUGUGCGACUCAGUUGGGUUCCUGGUGACAGCAACCAUAGCCCAAUUACUGAUUACUUGGUGCAGUAUGACGACGACGACUGGCUUCCUGGAAAAUGGAGAAAUCUGUCAACAUACCCAGGAAACCUUAACUCUGUUAUCUUGCAUCUCAUACCAUUUACCUACUAUGAGUUCAGAGUUAUUGCAAUUAAUGCAGUUGGCGCCAGUCGUCCAAGUCGCCCAUCAUCUCGCUUCCAGACCAGUGGUGCACCCCCAGACGUCAUCCCAAAGAACGUGAAAGGUGUGGGCACAUGGAGAAAUAACAUGGAAAUCAGCUGGGAGCCUCUAACCUACAGAGAGUGGAACGGACCUCACUUGAAGUAUCUGGUGUGGUGGAGAAGGAGAGAUUCUAGGGAAGAGUGGAAGAAUGCAACUACAAAGUGGUUGAGAUACUACAUCUAUGAUGCAGAUACCUUCACCCCUUAUGAGAUCAAAGUCCAGGCUGUCAAUGACUUUGGGCUGGGGCCAGAGUCACCCGUAGUCAUUGGUUAUUCUGGUGAAGACCGUCCACUGGCUGCACCUUUAAAUCUAAGAGUUUCUGACAUUGAAAGCACUCAAGUCACUGUACACUGGGACCCAGUGUCACGAGAGGCCAUCAUGGGAGAGCUAAGGGAGUAUAAGGUCUACUACUGGAGAGACAGCAGUCAGCUGCGGUGGUUGUGGGUCAACAGAGGAAUGAAGUCCAAAAUAUUCCCAAACAAUGAUCCAGAACCAUCUGGAGUCAUCACAGACCUCAUACCUUAUAGCAACUAUAAGAUGUAUAUAGUGGUAGCUAACAGUCGGUAUGAAGGGCCACCGAGUAACAACAUACACUUCUCAACACCUGAAGGAGUACCGUCCGCCCCCACAUCCUUCAGAAUCCAACAGCGCCAUCUGGACAGUAUUUAUGUUGACUGGAGUCUGCCAGCAGAACCCAACGGGAUCAUCACUGGAUACUCUCUGAAGUAUCACACAUUGAACGCCACCAGAGGAGAGGAGAUGAGAGUCGAGGAUUUCCCACCUAAUGUGACAAGCUUCUCCAUCCGCCGUUAUGACCGAUACACUCGCUACUGGUUCUCCGUGGCAGCCCGAACUCGGAUUGGAAUCGGAGACUGGCACACGGAGGAGUCGCCGCAUUACACCACCGAAACGUACGCUCAGGACCAGGUGGACAUCACCACCCAAGGCUGGUUCAUCGGGAUCAUGUGUGCUGUGGCUCUCCUCGUGCUCAUCCUCCUCAUUGUCUGCUUCAUCAAGAGAAGCCGAGGCGGGAAAUACCCAGUUCGAGAGAAAAAGGACAUUUCACUGGAGCCUGUGGAUGACAAAGAUCAGGAAGGCUCAUUUGACUAUCGAUCCCUUGAAAGGAUCACACACGUCUCCACGCUGCCUUUUCCUCGGAGGCACAUAGAGGAGGAGAGGCUUCAAAGAGCCCAGCCGGCUGUGGAAGCCAUGAUGAAACGAGUAGACAGUGACGACAGUCUGGUGGAAUAUGGAGAAGGAGGGGAGAUGCAGUUUGAAGAGGAUGGCUCCUUCAUCGGACAGUACACAGGAACCAGGAGAGAUGUCAGAGACUUGGAUUUCAGCGGAGGUCUGGAGCUCCGAUCUCCAAUGAAUACUAUAUACUCCCUUGCGUGAAGCCUGAACUGCACAAUGACCAAUUUGAAGAUCUGGGGAUCUGCUUGUAUUUUUUCAAAAGACAAAGACAAAAAAAGACCAGCACAAAGACCACUCAAGAAGUCGAGUAUUGAGAUGUUUUUUUUGACUCUAUGAAACAAAAAUGUUUUUUUGUACAACUUGUGUUUACAGGUUUUAUCCCCUUGUUCUUUAAUUAAUCUGGUAGAGAGAUGUUUGCUCAGCGCCGUGAGAGACAGGCAAAUAUUUUCUUAUCAUGUUGAUAAGAGCAGGUAGAAUAUUUAGGUGCCGGCUGUAAAUGCGUAUUUUUCUAUCCACAAAAUGGGAUUUGUAUUAUUUUUAGCGCUUAUUGCUAUUUAAAAUAACAGCAGCAUACCACACUUUAUCAUUCAGGGAAGCCAAGAACUGAAGGAUCAGUCAAGUCUGUCUUCAGUCCCACUCAUGGAACUGUAUUCAAAUUAAGAGAGUUUUGAUAGUGCCUCUUUGUCAUCUUUUUAUGGUACUCAGCAUUAUUCCUGCUGAUAAAUGAUUUUAGGGAAAUCCAAAUCAGAACAAGUACAUUCUUUUUCAACCACAUAAAGAGGAUUAAUAUGAUUGUAACAUUGUGUGUUGUGCACUAACCUAAAUAAAGUGAAAAUAUUGAUGUCACAAUAGUAAAUUAAAACUUUGCUUAAUUAAUUCCA
This is a messenger RNA of Oryzias melastigma (Indian medaka), 6084 nucleotides long. RefSeq names its product neurofascin homolog (chicken) b (gene nfascb). Bases 1862 to 5404 code for a protein of 1180 amino acids. Lineage: Eukaryota; Metazoa; Chordata; Actinopteri; Beloniformes; Adrianichthyidae. Gene Ontology annotation, molecular function: protein binding. The transcript has 27 exons. The record is from RefSeq and is a predicted model, not a curated record. Gene Ontology annotation, biological process: cell-cell adhesion.